AUGAAAGCGGUAGUGUUCAAAGGCCCUGGAAAGGUCGUCAUUGAGGACCGGCCUAUUCCCAAAAUAAGAGACCCAGGAGAUAUCAUAGUCAAGGUGGAAAAGACAGCACUAUGUGGCAGUGAACUUCAUGUCUAUCGGGGCCAUCAGCCCAGCCCUACCGAUUUCAUAAUGGGCCAUGAGUUCACCGGAAACGUAGAACAAGUUGGAAGCGAUGUCAAGACCAUCAAGAAAGGCGAUCGCAUUGUCUCACCCUUUACCGUUUCCUGUGGAGAAUGCUUUUACUGUAAACAUGGGUUCUCCUCGCGCUGUGCAAAAGGCCAGCUCUUUGGAACCACGAUUCUAGAUGGUGGACAAGCUGAGUACGUUCGAGUGCCCUUGGCCGACUCCACUGUUAUGAAAGCACCAGAAGGCAUAAAAGACGAAGCACUCGUCCUCAUGGCCGACAUUUUCCCCACCGGAUACUUUGCCGCACAUAACGCCUUCAAAGAGAUGUCUCCCGAAGAAGUCAAGGAGAGCACAGUCGUCCUGAUAGGCUGCGGACCGGUUGCCCUCUGCGCGCUUGUUAACCUCGUGGACUUCAAGCCCAAGCAUCUGCUCGCCGUAGACUCCAUCCCAUCGCGCCUCGACCUCGCAAAAUCCCUCGGGGCAGAGCCGUGGAAUUUCCAAAACGACCGCGAAGGCCUCGAGAAGCGCGUCAAGGAGCUUACCAACGGCCGCGGGGCAGACGCGGUUGUGGAGGUCGUCGGUCUGAGCCCGGCACUCAAAAUAGGAUUUGACUUGUUAAGGCCGUGGGGUGUGAUUUCUAGCGUCGGCGUGCACAAUGGGGAAAUCCCGUGGACCGGUAAUGAGGCUUAUGGAAAGAAUUUGAGGAUCCAAAUGGGCAGGUGUCCGGUUCGAAGCAUCUUUCCACAGGCACUGGAGAAGCUAAGGGAGAAGCAGGAUCUACUCGGGUUCAUGCAUGAUAAGAUCAUGCCACUUACGGAUGCCGUUGAGGGAUAUGAUCUGUUUGAUAAGAUGAAGGCACAGAAAGUGGUCUUUGAGGCUCAGAAGUGA
This is a messenger RNA of Lindgomyces ingoldianus, 1053 nucleotides long. Its product is annotated as GroES-like protein. NCBI's taxonomy places the organism in Eukaryota, Fungi, Ascomycota, Dothideomycetes, Pleosporales, Lindgomycetaceae. Gene Ontology annotation, molecular function: zinc ion binding; oxidoreductase activity. Bases 1 to 1053 code for a protein of 350 amino acids. The record is from RefSeq and is a predicted model, not a curated record. The transcript is spliced from 4 exons.